UGCAUUUUGACUAAAACAACCAGAAUUUAUUAUAUUUUUUAUGUUAAAAUUAGUUCAAGAGAAAUAAUAUUGGAUUUUUGAUUGUUAGAUUUGAAAAAGAAAUCUAAAAUUAAAGAAAGUUCAGUGGCUUAAAUUUUUUUGUCCAAUGAGUGCGAAGAAGCCUGGCAGAAUACCACUUGAAAUUAAGCUGCCAAUUGUCAAUAAAAUUGGAUACAUUUAAUUUUAUUCCUGUUUUCCGAUGCAGGGUGAUUUUGAAUGUUGGUGUUUAUAAAUGCAAAAUUUGUAAUAUCACCCUAUAUUAUUAUAUUUAUUGGGUCAGAAAAGCUACAACACGCUAGCUUUAUUAAUAGGGGAGAUCCGCAGUAAUAUCAUCAAAUAUGGGCUUUUUUCGUUGAUAUUACGGGAUAUAGUCUAAAUGAUUGAUUGUUAGAUUGGGAGAACACAAUUUAAAUACCGAUAUAGACUGUAUAAUAAUAGCAAAAACCAAAAUAUGUGCUGAUCGCCACAUAGACGUACCAAUAGCUGCUUAUUUUACUCACCCUGAGUAUGAUUCAAACACGUUAAUAAAUGAUAUCGGCUUAGUCAAAAUGCAGUACUCAGUCGAAUUUACUGAAUACAUUCACCCGAUUUGCCUCCCGCUGCAAAGUGACUUAAAACGAUUGUAUGAACCUGGACAACAAUUUUUCGUAUCGGGCUGGGGUAAGAUAAGUUCGAGGAAAUUAGGUGGUUCAAUGACGCUUCAAAUAGCGGGUAUUUUUCUGUGGAACCAAACGAAAUGCCACGAAAUUAUUCCAAAGUAUAGUGGCAAAUUCUUAGAAAGUCAACUAUGUGCAAAUGGUGAAAACCAAGAUGCAUGCAAAGGCGACAGUGGAGGACCCAUGUUUGCUAUCACUACUGAUUCAGCGUUGGAACUAAAAUAUUUUCAGAUAGGAAUCGUAUCAUUUGCACCAUCGUUAAGUUGCGGUACAGCAGAUCUACCUUCUAUCUAUACAAGGGUGGACAGUUUUCUGAAAUGGAUUCUGGAGAUUGUUAGCUCCAAUUGAAUUGGUCAA
Cylas formicarius (sweet potato weevil) is the source of this 1052-nucleotide messenger RNA. RefSeq names its product serine protease easter-like. The transcript has 5 exons. The record is from RefSeq and is a predicted model, not a curated record. Bases 588 to 1043 code for a protein of 151 amino acids. Gene Ontology annotation, biological process: proteolysis. Gene Ontology annotation, molecular function: serine-type endopeptidase activity. NCBI's taxonomy places the organism in Eukaryota, Metazoa, Arthropoda, Insecta, Coleoptera, Brentidae.